CAAAGACACAUUGGUCCGGCGCGUCUCUACUUUCCUUUACUUUACUACCACAGUGGAGCUCAACAGACAGCGGAGUAUUUUACAACUUUCAUUUCAAGAUAUUAACACACAUAUCUUUAUAUGUAUUUUUUUUUUCUUUUUGUAAAACAAUCCUCCACUUCUGUAUACUUUAUUCAUUUGUAUUUUUGAAAAAGUGCAAAAUUCUGGUGGAUAUGCACAGGGAAUUAUUAGAGGUCUAGAAACAUAUGUAAAGACGGAACCGUCACAGCAAACAACAGCCCCAGGUUCGGAAGAGCGCCUGCAGUCGAGCUCUCAGUCCCGUCUCCAGGACACGUGCACCGCCGCGCGAGCCGCUACAGCCCCGAACCCCCAGCGCGCGACUCCGCCCGCACAACCCAGCACGAUUCAGCGAGCACGAGCUCAACCAGACAUGCCCUGUGUUCAGGCCCAGUAUGGCCCCGCACCUCCAGGGUCCAGCUACUCCGCCCAGUCCUUCGGCUACCACAGCGAAUACCACAGUGGCGAGCUGAUGGCACCGGACUACAGCAAGUGUGAGCUUGGCGGUGGGGAGAUCUCAGCUGCUGCAGCCACCACAUCACUGCCCAGCUUUAAUGUGUUUGUCGAGGGCGGCUUUGAGCCCAAACCCUCUUGCUUGUACCAGGUGCCAGCACCACAACGGCCCAUCAAGAAAGAAGAGGAAAGCUACGCAUCCGUUGAUGAGACACUGGCCUCUAGUUCCAUGUAUUUUAAGCAGUCGCCGCCCUCGACUCCGUCCACGCCAAUUCACCCUGGCCCAUCUUUUCUGUGGGAGGAAACUCAUGGCAUGCCUCAUGUGCCCCAGGCAUGCCCGCGUUUCACCCAUUUCUAUGAUCAGACUCCACAGCCCGUGCCCACAUCCAGCAGCUACGAGGCGCCCAUAGGCCUGCCAAUCCGGCCCGAGCGCUCUCCUUCGUCCUCCUCUUCUUCAGCGCAUCCACCGUCUGGCCUGGAGGCUCACUCACAUCCGCACUCACAUAUGUAUGCACUGAAUGUGGGCAAACCAGGAGGUCUGGGAUUCCGUUCGCUGGGCAUGGGCCCGUGUCCGCCGACUCUGCUGUCUGAGAGUCUGCCGUCGCCGCCCGGUCGCGUCACAUCCGGAGAAGGGAUGUGCGCUGUUUGUGGAGACAAUGCUGCCUGCCAGCACUAUGGUGUACGCACCUGUGAGGGCUGCAAAGGAUUUUUUAAGAGGACAGUGCAGAAGAAUGCAAAAUACGUUUGUCUGGCCAGUAAGAACUGCCCGGUGGACAAAAGAAGACGGAACCGCUGUCAGUACUGCCGUUUCCAGAAGUGUCUCAGUGUGGGCAUGGUGAAGGAAGUGGUGCGCACAGAUAACCUGAAGGGAAGAAGAGGUCGUUUGCCAUCAAAGCCGAAGAGUCCAUUGCAACCUGAAAGUUCUCCCCCGUCGCCCCCUCUGAGCCUGCUUAAUGCUCUGGUCCGAGCCUACUCACAGUCUGUCCCUCGCGAGCUCGACUACACCCAGUUCAGUUCAGUAGAGACGGGAGCUUUAGCCGAAGCUCAGCAGAUUCAGCUCUUCUAUCGCGUCCUCACAGGCUCUAUGGAGGUGACUCGACGCUGGGCCGAGCGGCUACCCGGUUUCACUGAGCUCCACCACGAUGACCAGAGUCUGCUUAUAGACUCUGCCUUCCUUGAGCUUUUCGUGCUCCGACUAGCAUACAGGUCGAUGUUGGCUGAGGAGAAGUUUGUCUUCUGCACAGGUCUGGUACUUCACAGAUUACAGUGCUUGCGAGGGUUCGGAGAGUGGCUUGACUCCAUCAGAGACUUCAGCGCUCACCUUCAGAGUCUCAGCCUGGACUUACCUGCUUUCUCCUGUCUCUCAGCCCUGGUGUUACUUACAGAACAAUGUCCUGGCCUCAAGGAGCCAAAGAAGGUGGAAGAACUGCAGUCCAAGCUUGUCUGCUGCCUUCGAGAUCACCUGAGCUCAGGUGGGGCCGCAGGCAUGGCUGCAGCAGGUAAAGCCCCGCCCACUGUUGCUGCUGUCCUCAAUCUCAGAGCGGAACUUCGAUCCCAGCGUACUCAAGGCCUGCAGAGGAUCUUUUAUUUGAAGCUGGAGGACCUGGUGCCACCACCCCCACUUAUUGACAGGUUCCUGGACACACUGCCGUACUGAGGCGGACACCCACCACACCGCCACCACAGCUCGGACUUUACCCACUAACUGGGGACACACCACGGAGAACGGAGCCUUUAAAGAGACUCGAUGAACUCACUAAUUAUAUCCCACGAGGCUGCUUUCCACCUCAGCUCUGCGUCGGACAUUGUGUGUGUAUAGGAGUGUGUGGACCGGAGAGCAAUGCCAUGCUUUUGGACUAUGGUUCAGUGUGUCUUGUGAUUGAAAAUGUGUGUGUGAGAGGGAUUUUUCAGUCAGACGGCUGGCAGGAUGCUCUACUGAUGUAUCAGACACGAAAAAAGAGUCUCUGUGGAAAGCUUUUGGCAAAUUAAUCAAGAGACGACCAGACUAAGUGCAUUAAAUUCUAACCGCCGAAUCACACUCCCAAAACUGCAUACAAGUGCAAUUUACUAAGUGCUAUUUCAAAUAAAAGCAAGAAAACAAUGGAGUGUGUGUUUCAACUCUAAAUUGUUUUAAUACUACGACUCGCCCCGUGAGGCAACAGUUUCAGAUCGAGCAGAUUGAGCAGAUCACACCAGUCUGUGCACUAACUCUUGUGGGACUGUGAGCUCCACAGACUUGAAAUGACUGUAGAUUUUUAUUAUUUCUGGUUUGUGUAAACCAGAGAAUAUAGGGUUAGAUAAGUAGAACAGUAACACAAGCUAAGGAAGCUGAAAGCACUUAAAAAGCAGACAGGUUUGGUAUAGAACGAUGAUGUGAAGAAGAGAAAGCAGAGGGCUGGAUGGACAAAACAUUCCGCUCAUGCGCAAUUUUGUAGGUUUUUAUUGUACACCAUUUAUUAAUACAGAGGACUUUGUUGCAAAAAAAAGUUGUCUUUUAUUUGUACAAAAACUGAUUAUAUGCAUGGUUUUCUCAUUUCUCGCUCUUUUUUGCCUGUAUUUAUUUUGUUUGCAAAAGACGGCCAGCUCCUCAAGGGCUUGGACACAUUCACCGACUACUGGGCAUUCUCGCUGACACUGCCUAGAGGCAACCCUUUGCAACAGAAGAAAAAUUAUAUAUAUAUACGACACAACUAAUAUUUUGAAGUGUUCUUCUUGGAUAGAUUUUUUUCAAAUAUUGUGGUAUGAGUUGUGCAUCUUUUUUAUGUCUGUUUGAAAUUUCCUUUUUUUUCUUUUGGUUCACUGGAGGCUCUGUUCAGCACUUUGAAAUCAUAAAGAAAAACUCUGAUUA
This is a messenger RNA of Trichomycterus rosablanca, 3358 nucleotides long. It is a transcript of the gene nr4a3, whose product is annotated as nuclear receptor subfamily 4, group A, member 3. The transcript is spliced from 8 exons. The record is from RefSeq and is a predicted model, not a curated record. Lineage: Eukaryota; Metazoa; Chordata; Actinopteri; Siluriformes; Trichomycteridae. Bases 431 to 2167 code for a protein of 578 amino acids. Gene Ontology annotation, molecular function: nuclear glucocorticoid receptor binding; RNA polymerase II cis-regulatory region sequence-specific DNA binding; zinc ion binding. Gene Ontology annotation, biological process: regulation of transcription by RNA polymerase II; cellular response to corticotropin-releasing hormone stimulus. Gene Ontology annotation, cellular component: nucleus; transcription regulator complex.